This is a messenger RNA of Corylus avellana, 2405 nucleotides long. RefSeq names its product phosphatidylinositol/phosphatidylcholine transfer protein SFH8. NCBI's taxonomy places the organism in Eukaryota, Viridiplantae, Streptophyta, Magnoliopsida, Fagales, Betulaceae. The record is from RefSeq and is a predicted model, not a curated record.
GAAGCCGCACAUCUCUCUGUAGUAGUAGUAUAUACUACUCCAACGUCUGUUGGCGUCUCAGUUCCUUCUCUAUUCGCUAUCAUUUGCUUCGGCGAAUUUGUUACUUUUUUAUUUGUGCCCUUCUCUUCUCUCCCUCUUUCGUCUUCGUUUCCUUUAGCUGAUAAUUUCGUUUAGAUUGAAGACCUAAAUUUUUUACUACGACAUCCUCAGAGAUCGGCAUCGUAUUUGAUAUUUUUCUCUCUGCACAACGACGAUUCGGUUUGCUCUUGUGCCAUAGAAUUCUUGUUAUUCAUGCUCUGUUUUUAGCUUCGACUUCGAUUCCUUGACCCGAUAAGAUCAACAUGUCGGGUCCACUCGAUCGCUUCGCAAGGCCUUGCUUUGAGGGGUUCUCUGCCCAUGAUGAGAGAAAAGAACGAAAAUCGGAUUUCGAAAACUCGGAGGAUGACAAGCGGACGAGAAUUGCGAGUCUAAAGAAGAAAGCAAUCAAUGCGUCUAGCAAAUUCAGGCAUUCUCUUAAGAAGAAGAGCCGGAAGAAGAGUUCCAGCCGGACUAACUCUGUCUCAAUUGAAGAUGUUCGGAAUGUCGAGGAGCUGCAGGCCGUGGAUGAAUUUCGACAGUCACUUAUCUUGGACAACUUGCUUCCUACGAGACACGAUGAUUACCACAUGUUGUUGAGAUUCUUGAAAGCAAGGAAGUUUGACGUUGAGAAAGCAAAACAUAUGUGGGCCAACAUGAUUCAAUGGAGGAAAGAAUUUGGUACAGACACAAUUUUGGAGGAUUUUGAGUUUACUGAGUUGAAUGAAGUUCUACGAUACUACCCUCAGGGUUAUCAUGGUGUAGAUAAAGAGGGAAGACCUGUAUACAUUGAGAGACUGGGAAAAAUUGAUCCGAACAAACUUAUGCAAGUGACUACUUUGGAGCGAUAUGUUCGAUAUCACGUUAAGGGGUUUGAACAGUGUUUUGCAAUUAAGUUUCCAGCUUGCUCUAUUGCUGCAAAGAGACACAUAGAUUCAAGUACAACAAUUUUAGAUGUUCAAGGCGUGGGUUUUAAAAAUCUAACCAAGACUGCACGAGAACUCAUCACGCGGCUACAGAAGAUUGAUAAUGAUAACUACCCUGAAACACUUUGUCGAAUGUUUAUAAUUAAUGCUGGCCCUGGAUUUAAGAUGCUCUGGAACACGGUGAAAACUUUUCUUGAUCCCAGAACAACUUCAAAGAUUCAUGUUCUUGGGAACAAGUAUCACAGCAAAUUACUUGAAAUAAUUGAUGCAAGUGAGUUGGCAGAAUUUCUGGGCGGUAGCUGUACAUGUGCUGAUCAGGGAGGUUGCAUGAGGUCAGAUAAAGGACCGUGGAAAGAUCUAAACGUAUUAAAGAUGGUUCUUAGUGGUGAAGCACAAUGUUCUAGACAAAUAGUGACAGUUUCAAACAAUGAGGGGAGCGUAAUUGCAUGUGAGAAGCCGCAAUAUCCAAUGAUAAAAAGUAGUGACACAUCUGCUGCUGAGUCAGGAUCUGAAGUGGAAGAAAUAACUUCUCCAAAAGCAAAUAGGAUCUAUUCACAACCUAGCUUGACUCCCGUCCAUGAAGAAGCUAGGGUCGCUGGCAAAGGGAGCAGUGCUGGUGGCGUCUUGGAGUAUGAUGAAUACGUCCCCAUGAUUGACAAGGCUGUGGAUGUGGGAUGGAAGCAACCGGUAUUGCCUCAAAAGCCACAUGCUUCCAGAGGGACACCGCCUCUACCAAGCAUGGAAAAAACUCCAGAAGGAAUUUUUACUCAAAUCUGGGCUGCGCUGAUGGCCUUCUUCAUUACCCUCAUUACUCUAGUACGUUCAGUGGCGUUCCAGGUGACUAAGAAACUUCGUGACACCCUGCCUGAUUCUAACUGCAACAUUUCCAACCUGACUGUUGAAUCACCUGAGGAGGAAUUCCGUCCUCCUUCUCCUGCUCCGAGGUUUACAGAUGCAGACCUCCUCUCAUCUGCUUUGAAAAGGCUGGGUGAGCUUGAGGAGAAAGUAGACAUGCUACUGGCAAAGCCAUUUGAGAUGCCUUACGAGAAAGAGGAGUUGCUGAAUGCUGCUGUUUGUCGUGUGGAUGCAUUGGAAGCAGAGCUAAUUGCGACAAAAAAGGCUUUGCAUGAGGCUUUAAUGAGGCAGGAAGAACUUUUGGCGUACAUAGACAGACAGGAAGAAGCCAAGUUAAGGAGAAGGUUUUGCUGGUGAAAAAGAGACUCCUGUACAGGAGGAAUUGUGUGGUGGUAUGUUUGCACUACAGUCAUAUAUGCUUGUAUAUUUUUGCGAGAGUUGGUCUUGCAGAUAGAUUUUUACGUGAAUAAACAUAUAAUGUAAUUAAAACAAGCUAUUCAGUAUUCUUUUUGAGUUUUAUUAUGCUUAUGAUCAAGUUACGUUCUCCUC